Molecule: messenger RNA, 2080 nt
Organism: Elaeis guineensis (African oil palm)
Lineage: Eukaryota; Viridiplantae; Streptophyta; Magnoliopsida; Arecales; Arecaceae
Product: pectinesterase-like
Biological process (GO): cell wall modification
Molecular function (GO): enzyme inhibitor activity; pectinesterase activity
Source: RefSeq, a predicted model, not a curated record
UAACCACUGCCCCCUCCCCCUCGCACGAUCCAGGCCACCCUCUCAUCACUAACAAUGCACCUCAUCACAUCAUUCCUCCUAUUCCUCGCUCUCAUUUCCUCUCUCCCAGUUCUCUCCCUCUCCUCCUCCUCCAACUCUAAACACAUGGACUGGUGGUGCAAUAAAACCCCCCACCCAGAGGCCUGCCGCUACCAUCUCACCCACCCAAAAUCUCCCCACCAACCCAUGGGCAAGCACCAGUUCUACAAGCUCCACCUCCAGGUCACCUACGACCUCAUCGGCCGCGCCCAGAGCCACCUCGCCCAACUCGGCCGUCGGUGCAGCACCGCGCCCGAGAGGAAGGCCUGGCUCGACUGCCGCAAGCUCUAUGGCGACACCUACUUCCAGCUCAACCGCACCCUCCACCCCCCCAAGCCCAACUGCACCGCCCUCGACUACCAGACCUGGCUCAGCGCCAGCCUCACCAACCUUGAGGCCUGCCGCAGGGGCUUCAACGACCUUGGCGUCUCCCCCGAGAUCAUCCACCCCGUCAUGCACUACAACGUCUCCGACCUCAUCAGCAACUGCCUCGCCAUCAACCAUCCCAAUGCAACGACCAAUAGCUCCGCCGCCGUCGACGUCCGGAGCUUCACAUCGGUCGGCAACCGGAAGCUGUUACAGCUUUCAGCGCAGCCCAAUUUCGUCGUGGCGAAACACGGCUCGGGGAACUUCCGGACCAUCCAAGCGGCUCUUGAUGCCGCUUUGGUGUUGCGGUCCAGGAGAAAGAGAGGAAGGAUCGUGAUUCGAGUGAAAGCCGGGGUGUACGAUGAGCACUUAGAGGUAGUAAACAGUCUGACUGAUCUCACCAUGGUCGGCGAUGGCAAGGGGAAGACGAUAAUUACCGGCCGUCGGAGCGUGGCCACAGGCUCCACCACAUUUAGCUCCCCAACUUUCAGCGUGUUUGGCGAUGGAUUCAUAGCUAGCGGCAUCACAUUUCGGAACACCUACGGCCCAGGAUCUCAGGCAGUGGCACUGCUCUCAGGAUCCGAUCGAUCCACAUUCUAUCGGUGCAGCAUCGAAGGAUACCAAGACACUCUCUGUGUCUUCACUCAGAGGCAGUUCUACCGAGAAUGCGAUAUCUACGGCACCAUCGACUUCAUCUUCGGCAAUGCAGCGGUGGUGCUCCAGAACUGCAACAUUUUCGCCAGAAGGCCCCGGCGGGGCGAGGUGAACGUGAUCACCGCACAGGGCCGGACUGACCCGAACCAGAACACUGGGAUCGUCAUCCAAUCCUCCGCCAUCCUCCCGGCGGCCGAUCUAUUGCCGGUGCGCAGGAGGGUUCGCUCAUACCUCGGCCGGCCAUGGAAGCAGUACUCGAGGACGGUGUACCUCCUGAGCUACAUCGACAAAAUCAUCGAUCCAGCGGGGUGGCUGCCGUUUCGCGGUAAUUUCGCGUUGAAUACACUGUACUACGCCGAGUUCGGGAACACGGGGCCAGGGUCGAGGACGUCGCGGCGGGUGAGGUGGCCGGGAUACCAUGUGAUCAAGCGGACGUCGCUGGUGCGGCAGUUCAGUGUGGGGCGAUUCAUAGCCGGCCGGAAGUGGAUCCGGUCGACCGACGUGCCGUUUGAUGCAGUCCUUUGAUUCAUUUCAGCUCGAUCGUCGGCAAAUUGCUCGUUACUAAUUAGUCUUAAAGUUUACAGUCAGGGAAAUUGGCAGCGUUGAAUUAGAGAACAGUGGAAGGAGACGUCCUCCUUUUUUUUCCGUAAAAGGAGACUUCCUCCAUCUAUAGUUUUACCCAGUUGAUUUGGGAAGUUUGCAGGGUCACCUUUUUUUUUUUUCUUUGCUAAGAAAAGUUGGCAGCGUUCAACUGGAGAUUAAUUAGUGAAAGGAGACCUCCACCUUUGGUCGUUCAGAGUUCUACUCGAAAUGAUUUGGAAGGUUGGCAGGGUUGAAUUAAUUGGAGAUUAGUGAAGGGAGUCCUCCUCUCCUAUCAUCAUUCAUAAUAUAUUUGGGUGGGUGUGCCACGCAUCCCCAACUACUAUUUUAUUGUAACAAAAGAAUCAUUUAGUCAUGUAAUAAGUGGUAUAUAUGGCAUCAU